GCGGGGCUUGAUGUUACCACGGCACGGCCAAAGUCAAUUAUAAAGCGAAUAACAUGGUGCUGCUGAGUGCAUGUUUACGUUAAGGGAGGAUAACGGAAAGAGAUCUAAUAGCCUACGAAUUUAAGAGUAAAACUCCUUUUAUAUAGACUAGUUUUUAAAAUCCGCAUUGUAUUUUGGUAUGUGAUUGCCUAACUAAUUUACUCAUGUGCCACUUGUCCCAAUGGAAAGGGGUUUUCAGUUUGGAAACGUGUGCACGUCUUUGCUGCUGCUGCUUGUUUUAGGAACGUUAACGGUUACUUUACAAAGUCAGUCUCUCGCAGAGAGAGAACUCAAAGUGGCUCCGACGCCAAACACCGACACGGCGGAACAUGCUGCCGUUAUGGAGCGACCACUGGACAGCGGAGGAGCCCCUGGGGUCGGAGAAGUGACCGUGGAGGACGUCGAGUACGGCUCGACCGGGGAGAGCGAAGAGCCUUCUGGAAACAGCGACGCAAACUUCUACAAGCAGCGGAGGGUUCUGGUGGUCAUCAGCACACUCGAUGGGAGAAUCGCCGCUCUGGAUCCUCUGAACCAGGGACGCAAGCAGUGGGACCUGGAUGUGGGCUCAGGCUCUCUAGUGUCCUCUAGCCUCAGCAAACCAGAGAUUUUUGGGAACAAGAUGUUCAUUCCCUCUCUGGAUGGAGCUCUGUUUCAGUGGAACAGGGACAGGGAGAGUAUGGAGGCUGUUCCAUUCAGUGUUGAGUCCCUGCUGGACUCCUCGUACUGCAUCGGAGAGGACACUGUGCUUGUAGGGGGCAAGACCCUCACCACGUAUGGCCUUGGUGCUUACAGCGGCAAGUUGAAGUAUAUUUGUUCAGCGGUGGGCUGCAGUCGGUGGGGGGAUGAGGAAGGAGAGCCGGAGGACGUACUGUUACUCCAGAGAACACAGAAAACUGUCAGAGCUGUGAGGCCUCGGAACGGGUUUGAGAAAUGGAACUUCAGCGUGGGAAACUUUGAGCUAAAAUUCAUCCCAGAGAUCCAGUCCAACAUUAACUUUCUGGAGGGGGAGGCAUCUAAUGGGGAGACAUGGCGAGAGGUCAGACAUGAAGCACAACGCGUCAUCCAAGAGGAAACAACACAAACCAAAAAUCAUGCUAAUGCACAUCCAAACUCGCACACUCAGGUAGAGGGCUUAGACCUGGUCAUUAAGGUUUCUGUGCCGGACUGGAAAGUCAUGGCCUUCAGCAACAAACCAGAAGGACAGCUGAUCUGGGAGCAUCAGUUUUGCACACCCAUUGCCUCUGCGUGGUUGGUAGGAGGGGGGAAGGUGACACCUAUUAGCCUGUUCGAUGACACCUCGUAUAACUCCCACACUGAGACUGAGGCUCAGGAGGAUGAUGACAUCAUGGAGGAGGCCCGCGGGGCCAUGGAGUCCAGCGUUUACCUGGGAAUGUUUCAGGGUCAGCUGUACCUCCAGUCCUCUGUGAGAAUCUCCGAGAAGUUUCCAUCAAAGCCCAAAGCUCUGAACGAUUGGAGCAGUAACAGUCCCACGAUGCCACCACCUACGGUUAAAUGGAAACCCCUCAUCCAUUCCCCUUCCCGUACUCCAGUCCUGGUGGGCUCUGAGGAGUUUGAUAAAUGUCUGAAUAAUGAUAAAUUCUCUCAUGAGGAGUACAGUAAUGGAGCUUUGUCAAUACUGCAGUACCCGUAUGAUAAUGGAUACUACUUUCCAUACAGUCCUCGUUACCGCAACCGGCGUGAUGAGACGGCAGUGAGUGUUCUGAUGAAGAAAGAUGGACAAGGGUCACAGGUGAGAAGGAAAGACCCUGUGCUGCUUCUGCCGUGGUGGAAAGAGAUUCUGGGUACCAUCAUCUUCUGCAUCGCUGCCACUACCUACAUUGUCCGCAAGUUCUUCCACCCAUCCACAGCAUACAUGCGGCAACGAAAGGAGUCUGAGACACAGUGUCAAACUGACAGCAAGUUUGAACUAGAUGUUACAGAGCCCAAAGAAAUUGUUGUCACAGAGACACGUCCCUCUGAAUAUGUCUCUAGGUACUUGACAGACUUUCAGCCAGUGCAAUGUUUGGGACGUGGUGGAUUUGGUGUUGUUUUUGAGGCACGCAACAAAGUGGACGACUGCAAUUAUGCCAUCAAGAGGAUCCGUCUACCCAACAGGGAACUGGCCCGUGAGAAGGUCAUGCGAGAGGUGAAGGCUCUAGCUAAGCUGGAACACCCAGGCAUCAUCCGUUACUUCAACGCCUGGCAGGAGAGUCCACCCCAGGGCUGGCAGGAGGACAUGGACAAAUGCUGGCUCAAAGACGCCAGUAGCGCUGACUGGCUGCUGAGCUCUCCUGACCACAUGGAGGCGUUCUCAGUUAAGGUUCCUGUGGUCACUCCUUCUCCAGUGGACUCCUCAUGCAUGUGUGCGGCCGGUGGGGAUAUGAGCGUGUGCAUCGGGGAUCAGGUGUGUGUGGAGGGCCUGGGGCCCGACAGUAUGAUGUCAGAGCGUGACAGUCAGGCUGACCCAGAUGCUGUCGUGGAGGUCUCAGAUUCCCCACACUCCUUUGAGCUCUGCCCUCCCCGAACAGCUAUUCACGGCGAUUGCACUUCUUCCUCCUUCGAUAUCGUCUUCGAGGACUCGGGCUGUGAACACCAGGACAAUGACAGUGACGGAAGUACACCAGUGCCACCUGCGUGCCUUUCACAGUCUGACUCCAAACCUCAGAGUAGUGUAUCAGUGGGACCCCCCGCUUCCUUACCUUCAAGGCCCACCUCUUUGAGCCUGGCCCCCAGCACCCCCUGUCCUGCCACGCGGCCCCCGCUCACACCCAAGGUCUUCUUGUACAUUCAGAUGCAGCUGUGCAGGAAGGAGGACCUGAAGGACUGGAUGGCUCAGAGGUGUCUGCCUGAGCUCAGGGAACACGCUCAGUGUCUGGACAUCUUCCUGCAGAUCGCAGAAGCUGUGGAUUUCCUGCAUGGCAAAGGGCUUAUGCACAGAGAUCUUAAGCCAUCUAAUAUCUUCUUCACAAUGGAUGACGUGGUGAAGGUGGGAGACUUUGGACUGGUCACUGCCAUGGAUCAGGAAGAAGAUGACGAGGAGCUGAGUACCCUUGCACCAAUGCCAGUCUAUGCCCGUCACACUGGCCAAGUGGGCACGAAACUCUAUAUGAGCCCUGAACAGAUGUCUGGGAAUUCUUAUUCACACAAGGUAGACAUAUAUUCCCUCGGCCUGAUUCUUUUUGAGCUUCUCUAUCCGUUCCGCACCCAGAUGGAGAGAGUCAGGACUCUCACAGAGGUCAGAGCACUGCAGUUUCCUGCUGCUUUUUGUAAGGCCAAUAUCCUGGAAGCUCAGAUGGUGUACUGUAUGCUGUCCCGAGUGCCUGCGGAGCGGCCAGAGGCGUCAGAGAUCACAGAGGCCCCUUUGUUCCAGAAGCUGGAAGUUCCCUGUAGAAUCCGACAACGCACUCGAACAUACAGUGCUUCAUCGGCUGGACGACCAUCGCGACAGAUCUCCUCCUCAAACUAGAACUCCCACUCAAAGACAGACACAUGCUGUGCCUCAUCUGCGGGAUGACAAACACAACCAGUCACCACCUCUUAGAACGCACAUCAUUCAGAUGAAGAGCAGAUAAUCUGAGCCCAACUAAACAACAGAUCAUUCCACAAACCUCUACAACUGGAACCAAACACGCCGUAACCAUUCAGUGAUUUACAAUGAGUCCCCAUUGCAUUUCUUUUAACUAAUAUUUGACCAACAUUUUAGCACUCCCACACACACACUUGCUGUAGGAGGAGAGUUGCUGUAUUUCCAGUGCUAACGAAUGUUGCCUUUGGAUGCCGUUCACUCUGCAUGUCUUAAACAGGAAAGUUGUGCGACGCGUGCUUUCCUGUCCGAACAGAAAGUUGUACGAGUUAUUUUUCUCCUCUAGUGUAAAUAGGCUAAAAAAGAAAAACAGGAGAGGCUUUGUGUGCUUUAAAGGUGCUCGUUCAAGACUGAACGCACAGGUUCAGAGGCAUUAUAGCCACUCGCUGUGACAGUGUUAGAGGCUUAUGUGCACAGUACUUGAUGAACGUGAAUCUGCGUAUGACUGAGCGGAUGUGGAAAUAUUCAAACUGCCUUUAAGCUGGACUUUAAGACAUGAAUGACAUGUUUGUGAUGAUGGUCAGUAUGAGACUUUAAACAUCAUUCUGUAAAAUAAUUAGUCAUUAGCACCCAGAAAGGUAGUUUACUGCAUUUCAAAUAAUUUUGAAACAUUUUUCCUAAAAAAAUAAAUGAAUAAAAAAAUCUGAAUAAGAAGUGCUUUGACUAAUCACACAAUAAGAAAGGAUACAGCUGGAGGAAUCACUUCGACCAAAUAUUCAGCACACCCUUAAUUUUAACAUAUCAGGUAAUUACUGAUUUUGUGAAAAAAAAAAAAUUUCUUACCAAUUUUGAUUUAGAGGGACUCAAUUUUUGUUUUUUGUAUAUGAUGGAAUUUUCUGUAUA
This is a messenger RNA of Carassius carassius (crucian carp), 4465 nucleotides long. Its product is annotated as eukaryotic translation initiation factor 2-alpha kinase 3-like. Lineage: Eukaryota; Metazoa; Chordata; Actinopteri; Cypriniformes; Cyprinidae. Gene Ontology annotation, molecular function: protein kinase activity; protein binding; ATP binding. The record is from RefSeq and is a predicted model, not a curated record. Gene Ontology annotation, biological process: protein phosphorylation. The transcript is spliced from 17 exons. The coding region runs from base 221 to 3505 and encodes 1094 amino acids.